AUAUAAUUCUGGGAAUAUAAGUUGGGAGGUCUAAGGGCUGAUCAAGAAGAAUCGGACGCAAAUCCAAGUGGAGUUCUUCCAAGCCUUGAUGUCGGUGCUCCACAUUGGCGUAUAUAUACAAUCUGCGGGGAAGCAUCAUUUCUUCCUUCAUCAACCACUUUCUCUAAUCAUUUUCAUCUGAUCGCAACUUUGGUCACUUUCUCCAAGUUGACAACACAUUCAUUUCAUAUAUCAAAACAUUCUUUCCACGUUGAUCGUGUAACACAUCUUCUUUAUUUUUCUUUUUUUCACGCGCAGGACGAAUAGCGAACACUAUCUUUGACCUGAUCAAUUAAACAUUAUUACCCAAUUAUAACCAUGAAGUUUACAGCAAUCUCAACUUUCCUACUUGCGGGUCUUGCAUUCUCAGGCAGCGCAUUAGGCUAUACAUCUCGUCAUGUGCAUCGUCGUGCAUUAGGACCACGUGCGAGUAAUAUUGCUCGAUCUCCAGAGAUUGUCAACUUGAACAAUGCUCCAGUACCCACCUCUCUCGCAUUUUUCCCUCGCCAGAAUAACACCAAUAAUGGCGCCACCGCACCCAACAUUAACGCACAAUUAACCUUGACUGCCGUUCCCGCCAACACCACCACGGUUUUAGUCUCUUCAACCUCAACAGGUCCCGCCCCAACCGGAACCGCAGCGGCUGUGGGAGGCAUUCAACCUCCAAAUGUCGAAACUACAACUGAUUCAGACAGACCAUUCUCGGUGAACGGAAAUACAUUUACGGAUAUUGAGGAUGCUGUUGAUAGGUCAUGUGCAAUUCAGCAUAAUGCUUGCGCGGAUGCGAUUAAUAAUGGGAAUUUGUCCGGUGUGGAAAUUAGUGAUUGUGAUGAUCAGCUUUCAAAGUGUGUUGCGGCUGGUUAGAGGUGAACCCUUAGUUGGUUGCGAAGUGGAGUGGAGUAAAGAGGGAGAAAGGAUCUGGAGUUAUAAUAGUUGAGCUAUCACUCUUUAGUUUCCCUUCAAUAAUGACCUCGAUAUAUUCCUCGAAUGCCAGUGCAGUUGUCUUACCAAAAAUGGAUGUACAAAUUACAACACGCUCAACUGAACCUAUAUGUCUCACUUCAAUCAUCCGGAAUAGGAAGUCGGCGGCCAGGCUCCUAGUAUCCCAGGAAGUGAAUCGAGCAUUGUUCAGAUAAGAAAGCCAGUUGAUUUAAUUCCCAUG
This is a messenger RNA of Botrytis sinoallii, 1201 nucleotides long. RefSeq lists its product as uncharacterized. The coding region runs from base 358 to 903 and encodes 181 amino acids. The transcript has 2 exons. NCBI's taxonomy places the organism in Eukaryota, Fungi, Ascomycota, Leotiomycetes, Helotiales, Sclerotiniaceae. The record is from RefSeq and is a predicted model, not a curated record.